CCUAAUUGUUGUGAUAAACUUAUUAAAUAGAUCUUUUGAUCUCCGAUGGAAGUAGAAGCGCCUUCAAGCCCUCAACCAUACGAGAGUGAAGAACCCCAAAUGUCACAAGACCAGCUGAAAGCUAUGUCAGUGUUGGAAAAGGAGGGAAGUCCCCAGUCGCAGUCGUCUGGAUCUCAGGAGGAUCACGACCACAACCCGGAGAUGUCUGCAUUCGCAGUGCACAACAGCAACAACAACACAAUGGAGUCAGAGAACGACAUCGAACAGCGAAUUCAGAAGGCAAAUCAAGAUCUAGCCAAACAACCUCAGCCUCAACAAGAACGAGAGAAGCGCAUCAAGUUCAAAGAAAACCUGAUCGACUUCGAGGCGCCUCCCGACAACCCGCCGAUGUCUCCGGACUCGACGACUACUCAAGACGGAGUUGCUCCAAAUGCGACCUCCGACGAGACAAAAGAGCAGGAAGCAGGCUGUGUUCUGGUUGAGAAGGAGGGAAAGUUCGAGCUGUUUGGCGAAAACGAAGACACCUCCAAAUCUAAAACAGCCUCAGAAUCAUCCAUCGAAGAUAUCCUCGGUCUGAAUGACAGCAAGAAGUCCAACUCAGGUGAAACGGAACACACAAAUUCAAGAUCAAAUGAAUUUCAACGGGAGGAUAAAUCAGAGAGGAAAAGCAGACCUAUGUCAGCGCCGAAUUCGAAAGCAGCUUUGCGAAACGGACUUCCGCCUGUCUCGUAUCAAAACCCUCCGCCGAGGCCCAAAUCAGCAGGACACGACAAACUAUCUAGGGGUCACAGGAGUGCGGAGAUGAUCGAGGAGGCGAAGGAGUUGCAGAGGCAGAGACAGAGGGAGGAGAGUGAGAAGAGGCGGAAGGAACAGGAUGAAAAGGAGCAGAAGGAAAAGGAGAACCGGGAAGCCUUUGAGGCCUGGUGUCGUGAGAAGGAGGCGGAGGCGAAGGAGCAGCGAAAGAAACAACGGGAGGCAGUGAAGAAACUACAGGAACAAGAGGAAGACAAGGAUAUCUACGAUGACGCGUUUGGUGUCGAGAAGGACAAGGACGCGUUUGAGGAGUGGAAGCGGAUGAAGAGUGAGCAGGAGAAGAAGGAGAGGAUGUUCAUGAAGUUCCAGAAGGAGGAGGAGGCCCAGUGGGUGGCCACCAGGAGCCAGAAGGACUGCGACAAGGCAUACAGGAGAUGGCUGAAACAGAAAAGGCGCCAAGAACUGGAGGAGAAAAGCUUCUUGUUGACAUCUCGCGCCUCCUCCGCCGUCCUCACUCGGAAGAGUCGAAAGUCCGCUCAGAUGGCUCAAGCCAUCAAACUGGCUCAGCAAUUCAAGUUCAUUGACCAUUAUGGUUACAGAUAAACUCCGAUAUCAUGUCACAACAGCCUAACCGAGAACCGAACAUAGGCGAAGCGAACCCGCCGACAAAGCUGCAAAUGGCACUUAAUGUAUAGGUAAAGCGAAAAGACUUACCAACAUACGAACUUUAACUUACUAAAAUUGUGAAUAAUUAGUUAACUGGACUACUAAGAUGCCGCACGAAUUGCAUGUAGUGUUAUAGAUUUAUUCGCGUUCCAAACCGAAAAUAGCUGUCUUGUUGAGUCUAUCGCAUUUAUUAUCGUUCAAUGGCAAAGGCAGAGUCGCUGAUUAUUGAGGCCAUGAGUUGUAAUUAAGUUUCGUUGUUUUAAAAGCACUUGUACAAAGAUGUAAAGCUGUGUAAAAUAGUGUAAAUACAGAAUUAACAAUUUC
Molecule: messenger RNA, 1743 nt
Organism: Symsagittifera roscoffensis
Lineage: Eukaryota; Metazoa; Xenacoelomorpha; Acoela; Convolutidae
Product: coiled-coil domain-containing protein 181-like
Exons: 10
Coding region: 46-1356 (436 amino acids)
Molecular function (GO): microtubule binding
Source: RefSeq, a predicted model, not a curated record